Messenger RNA from Lathyrus oleraceus (garden pea), 1260 nucleotides. Its product is annotated as GTP-binding protein At3g49725, chloroplastic. Gene Ontology annotation, cellular component: cytoplasm. Lineage: Eukaryota; Viridiplantae; Streptophyta; Magnoliopsida; Fabales; Fabaceae. The transcript is spliced from 14 exons. The record is from RefSeq and is a predicted model, not a curated record. The coding region runs from base 1 to 1260 and encodes 419 amino acids. Gene Ontology annotation, molecular function: GTP binding; ribosome binding.
AUGGCGGUGAAUGGAGGUUAUUGUGGUGGUUCGGACGGUGAUGAUGGAAGUGUGAGGCGGAUUCGACGAAAUCAAUUCCGCCGUGACGAGAUGUUGAGGCGAUUAUGGUUGAUGUUUGUUUUUGGAUAUAUUGUAAUGGAUGAAGUUGACUAUGUCACGGAGGAUGGAUACAUGCAUCACAUCGGGGAUGGGAAGAGUGACACUGAAAUCGGUGGCUGCAUUGUCUUCGAGAGAAUGGACGCGAAGCUCAACGAAGCACUGUGUCUCGCCAAUUCACUUGAAGACCAACGCGAUGGUUAUUUCCAUACCGAUUUCUUCGAUAAGCCUUUACCCCCUCAUGUACUUGUUCAGAAUCCUUCGCUUAAAGGUCAUAAGCCUCGUGCAGAUACUUAUUUUGGACCUGGAACGGUUGAUACUAUCAAAUGCCAUCUAAAUGCUGCUGAAACGAAGGGUGAAGUGGAUGCUGUUUUUGUUAAUGCAACACUGUCUGGUAUUCAGCUUCGAAAUAUGGAGAGGGCUUGGAGUAAACCUGUGGUGGACCGUGUUGGUCUUAUAAUUGAGAUUUUCAAUGCUCAUGCAUACACUAAGGAAGCUAGGCUCCAGGCUGAACUUGCAGCUCUGUCGUACAAGAAGUCGAGACUCGUUCGUGUUCUUGGCCCUGGUGGUCGCUACACAUUUGGUGCUUCUGGAGAAGCUGAAGUUGUUAGUGCUCGAGGGAGAGGAGGUGGGGGCCAAGGUUUUAUGAGCGGUGCUGGAGAAACUGAACUCCAACUUCAGCGGCGAAGAGUCUUAGAAAGGAGAAAUUAUUUACUAACGCAAAUUGAUGAGGUUCGUCGUACCCGUGUUGUGCAACGUGCUGGUCGGAAGAGGCAUGGGGGUUCGUCUGGUCAUCGCUUAGCCACCGUUGCUGUCGUUGGGUAUACAAAUGCUGGAAAAUCUACAUUAGUUAGUAAUCUAACGGACAGUGAUCUGUAUAGUGAUUGUCGACUAUUUGCUACCGUGGAUCCUAGGUUAAGAAGUGCAGCUCUUCCUUCAGGGAGGAAAGUGCUUUUUAGCGACACUGUAGGAUUUAUAUCUGAUUUGCCUGUUCAGGUUGGUUUGUUGAUUUGUUCUACUUUCAUUGGCUCUGAUAGAUACAUCCAGAAUUUCUCUGGUUUACGACUAUGUCUGCGGGUGACGAUGACUAGCUGCAUAAGUCUUGGUUCGAAUGCAGCCCGUGUUGCUGGGAAUUUCAGGUCUUACAUUGUUGAAGGCCUCUGA